UAGAGGGGACAUGGCAUCACGUAAUGAAGAUGAGGAUUGGGAUGUGCGUUGGGGAUUCGUUUGCAGAUUGCAGGUUCGAAGUGUGUGCUCGUAGCAGCAUAUGAUUCCUCCCAGUUCGAGUCAAUUAAAUAAGUUUAACCGUAGUUAGGAGGCGCGUGUGCUGUGUAAGUCCUUUCGCCGCCUUCUCCAUUUCUCUCUCGAUCCGCGCACGGUUUCAGCUCAACUUCCACACCGCAGCAAUGCUACGCGUGAGCUCCUUGAUUACCAUUCUACCCCUGGAGGCGGCGCUGCUCUUGUGCAUUGAGGCGUUGGUGCAUGAGUACGGUGGAGAGAAAUUCGUAGCCAAAGGCAAUGCGUUCGUCGUCCACGGAGGAAGUGAAGGAAUGUACUCUUCCGCGCCUGCGCUCAACGAGUCCUCGCCUCGAGAUUCUUUUAUUCGAUUUGAAAACGUUAUAUCCCGGAGGCCGCCGGAGCUUUCUAAUUUCAGCUCAGGAUCAAUUCAUGCAGUCUUAUUUGAGGCUGAUGACAGAGGAACAGUAGGAGGCUCUACCUAUGGGUGUCAAAGAGCUGUGUUCGGUAAUGCAGAUCUUGCAAAACUUGGAGUCUGCAAGCAAGGUCAAAUCAUUCACCGCCUAUCAACUAACAAUCCAGGUUGGUCUCAAGUGUUUGGUGCCUCAGUCAACAUUGAUAUGACAGAGACUAUUCUGCAUCCAAGAUCAAUACAAAUUACAAAAACUGGUAAACUGUGUUUCAUUCACUGUGAUCCACAACUUAAAGAUAUUGUUGUUGAUGUAAAGGCUGUGUGGAAGAAUCCAACUGGUUAACUACCUGGUAGAAUGGCACCACUUAUGAAGUUAUAGGGUUUGUGUGCAUUCGUGAUGCUUGGAGUCUUCUGGUUUUCACAGUAUGCAAGAUUCUGGAGAGAAGUUCCAUUGCAGAACUCUAUUACAUUUGUGAUAACAUUGGGAAUGUUUGAGAUGGCCUUUUGGUAUUAUGAUUAUGCUGAGUUCAGAACUGGAACCAGACCAACUGGGAUCACUGUCUGGGCAGUUACUUUUGGAACUGUGAAGCGUGCUGUAUAACGAUUGAUCAUCCUGAUUGUUUCUAUGGGUUAUGGUGUAUUUAGACCUACCUUAGGUGGUCUUACAUCAAAGGUUCUUCUACUUGGAGGAACUUUCUUUGUUGCAUCCGAAGUGCUCGAACUGAUUGAAAAUGUUGGUGCCGUGAGUGAUAUCUCUGGAAAAACUAGACUGUUCUAUGUCCUUCCUGUGGCGAUCUUGGAUGCUUUCUUCAUCCUUUGGAUAUUUACCUCCCUCUCUUCAACAUUAAACAAGCUUGGGGCAAGGAGGAUGACUGCCAAAUUAGAUAUUUACAGGAAGUUCACAAGUGCGUUAGUUGUUGCAGUUAUACUGGCAGUUGGCUGGAUUUGCUAUGAGCUGUAUGCAUUUCUUCACCGGCAUUUAUGCAAUGAGCAAUGGCAGAAUGCAUGGAUCAGUCCUGCCUUCUGGCAAGUAUUGUCUUUCUUACUCUUGUGCUUCAUCUGCGCGCUUCGGGCGCCAUCAUGGAAUUCAACACGUUACAGGUAUGCUUACUCUUCUGAAGAUGCCGAUGAAGAAUUUGACAGGGAUGAGACUCUGCAACUCAUAAGACCAUCCCCUCUUGCCUCAAAGGAUGUAAGGCUUCCUGAACUCAGAUCAGCCCAGAGCGACAACGGUUUACCCAUGGUAAAUCUUAAAGAAGAGAAGACUGCAUAAAAGAAACAUGACUGUCUGUAGCUCUAAUUCACCGAAGCACGUCUGGCCAUGGCGUGGCUGAUUAUUAGAGUACUUGUGUUGUUACCAGUAUCUUGUUGAAAAUAUGCAGGUGGAAUAGGAAACGGAAAGUUAGAAAUACAAAAUCUGUUGGAUGAGUGGACUUAUCUCUCUCUCUCUUUUUUUUUUGGGUUCAUUUUUUUUCUUUUGACUCUCCUUUUUCUCUCUCCGUUUUACAUAUUCAGUGAUUCGAGUUUUAUUAUACCCAAUGUGCAGUUGCCAGAUAGGAAAAGUUGUUCGUCCAACUCAUUGUGCACAAGCGUGUCGAUGAUUUAGCAUUGUGUUGUUUAUGUAUAAUAUCAUUUACUUCUAGCCCUCGUAGAGGAUGGAGUUGUUGUUUCAGGUGAUGCUUUUACUCGUUCAUUAGUUAAUGAGCGAUAAGAAGAUGAUGAUGAUGAUGAUGAUGAAUGCUUCAUCAUUAUCAUUUUCCUUUGUACAAAAGUUGGUUAUCACGCCCUGGAAUUUGAAACAAACUAUGAAUAUGCAUUUGAUUAAUUUUCGACCCAUCAACAGGACGGGAUCCACUUGUAACAAACCGACUCAUUUUGAGCAAGGCCAGAUCUAGAUCCCCAUUCAAUAAUUAAGGAAAGAUCAUGUCACCAUCAAAUUCUGAAAAGUAAUCUACAUGGUAUCUCUGUCUGGUAGGGUAGU
This is a messenger RNA of Sesamum indicum (sesame), 2462 nucleotides long. The record is from RefSeq and is a predicted model, not a curated record. Lineage: Eukaryota; Viridiplantae; Streptophyta; Magnoliopsida; Lamiales; Pedaliaceae.